ACCAGAGAGGAGCCCAACAGAAGUGAUCUCAGCGCUGCUGCUGCGGCGGAGUCGGAGUCUGACGCUGGCCGAGCAUUUCUCGCUUGAGAGAAACAGACAGUCCCUGCUUGAGACAAGAAGCAGUCAGGGGAUUAGACAUUCACUGCGGGGCACAGGAAGGCAUGAAGUGUGAGGGCUGCAGUCUGGAUCUUGUUACAGAAAACAACGUGCUGCCAGUGAGUGUCGGGCAAGGUGUGUGCGGUACUAGAGCAAAUAAACACAGCUCCCAGCCUACCUCUAUACAACAGGCAGCAUGAGGGCUGGAGGAGGCUGCUGCUGCCUCUUAACCCUUUCUAGCAAUUCGUUCCCUGCUAAGAAGGGGUAGGAACGGACAAGCAACAAGGAUAUUAUUCUGUGCGAGCUCUAGGUGCAUUUUAAUAGGAAGCAGCCGAUUCAUACCAGACCUGAGGAGGAAAAGCAAAAGCUUUAGCAGCCAGACCAGGCUCCUCCCACCCACAGGAUCCUCUCAAGCAUUUCCAUGCUGCUUCUGAGGCAGAGAGGCUGCAGCCAGAGCCAUGGAUUGCCUUUAACUCUACACAUUAUGCGGACAAGAAGACCGACUGGUUUUUCAUUGAAAUAGGGGAGCUUUAGGAUUUUCCAUUUCAGACUACCUUGGAUGUACUGUUGUUUUAAUGAGCCUUUCUAUUACCCUCUGAACCCUGGAGGAUAUUGCUUGAAGUGAAAUAUGUUACCCCAGUGGAUGUGAAGCCCAAAGCGUGCAGUACCAGCAGCAGCAGGGAAAUAAGGAGAAGGUGAAAAUGAUUUGAGGAAAGGUUUCUGCCAACUGGGCUCAUUGCUAGGUCUUCACAGGGGGAACUGGGUUGGUCUGGAAGCACAAAGCCGCCACUUGGCAUUCCUACACACUCCUAGUCCAAUCUUGGAUACAAAGUAACCCACCUACAAGUUGCCUUCAGCACCUCUCACCAUGAGCUCAGUGACUGGGAAUAAAGACAGGAUGGCAGUUACCUCUAGAAGCAGGAAAUAUGGGGUAAAUGAUGUUUGUUCUCCCACAAAAUCAUCAGCCCCUUUCUCCCCAGAAAGUUGGUAUCGGAAAGCCUAUGAGGAGUCCAGAGCUGGUAGCAGACCAGCUCCAGAAGGUGCUGGUUCUAUUCCAGGUUCAUCAGGGACACCUUCCCCUGGGUCUGGCACUUCUUCCCCUGGUUCAUUUUCUGGCUCACCCGGACCUGCAUCUCCUGGGAUUGGCAACAGUUCACCAGGGUCUCUUGGAGGAUCUCCUGGAUUUGGCACAGGGUCUCCAGGGUCUGGAAGUGGAGGAGGAUCAUCUCCAGGUUCUGAUAGAGGAGUGUGGUGUGAAAACUGCAAUGCACGUUUAGUGGAAUUGAAGAGGCAAGCCCUGAAAUUAUUACUGCCAGGACCCCAUUCUAUCAAGGACCCUUCACUCACUACUGUGAUUCAUGAUAAGCUACAAGUUCCUAACACCAUCAGAAAGUCCUGGAAUGAUAGAGACAACCGAUGUGACAUAUGUGCCACUCAUCUUAAUCAACUCAAACAGGAAGCCAUCCAGAUGGUGACAUCACUAGAGCACUCUCCAAGUGUUGACCACUAUGAUGCAUCUCCAGGGUCACCAACUGGUCAUUCCAGCAUUCCAGCUUUGGUGGGUCCAAGGCAAAUGGGAAGCCUUCAGCCAAGAGAUUGGGUGUAUAUGCCAAAUCCUUAUUCCACAUCGAGUUACCCUGGGUUUGUAGCAAGCAAGCAUGCUGGAAAACCUAAUAGUUUAGGGCUGGCAAAUGGGCAAGAUAAGAAAACUGUGUCCCCUUCACACCAGGCCAAGGUCAGUCUUCAGAUGGCAACAAGCCCAAGCAAUGGCAAUAUACUGAACUCAGUGGCUAUACAAGCUCAUCAGUAUCUCGAUGGCAGUUGGUCUUUAUCCAGAACUAAUGGAGUGACACUAUAUCCCUAUCAAAUCUCUCAGCUCAUGACUGAGACUGGCCGUGAAGGAUUAACUGAGGCAGCACUAAAUCGCUAUAAUGCUGACAAACCUUCCAUAUACAGCUUUCCAGCAUCGCAGAGCACUUACGUAGCCACAGAAACAUCCACCAGCACCUCAGUAGCAGCUUCUUUCUUUGCAAGGGCUGCUCAGAAAUUAAAUCUCUCCUCUAAAAAGAAGAAACAAAGGACUACUCCUUCUUUAGUGUCCGAAACGCCACUCUUUUCCACCAGCUUCUGUGGUAUUCUUCAGACAUGUCCGCCACCUGCACCGCCAUGCCUUCUCAGGGCAGUCAACAAAGUAAAAGACAACCCAGGACUGGGAAAGGUAAAAGUCAUGGUUCGAAUUUGUUCCACACUUGUUGGAGAGUCUGCUGAUUCCAGCUCAUUCUUAAAAGCAGAUCCACGUAAAAAACAGAUUACAUUAUAUGACCCAUUAUCCUGCAGCGGGCAGAAUGCCUUCCAAAAGAGGGGCAGUCAGAUACCUCCGAAGAUGUUCGCUUUUGAUGCUGUCUUUCCCCAGGAUGCAUCGCAGGCAGAGGUAUGCGCUGGGACAGUUGCUGAAGUCAUACAGUCCGUGGUGAACGGGGCAGAUGGCUGUGUUUUCUGCUUUGGCCAUUCAAAGCUUGGAAAGUCAUACACAAUGAUUGGAAAAGAUGACUCCAUGCAGAAUCUGGGCAUCAUUCCUUGUGCUAUUUCAUGGCUCUUCAAACUGAUCAAUGAACGCAAAGAGAAGACAGGAGCACGUUUCUCAGUCAGGGUGUCAGCAGUUGAAGUGUGGGGAAAGGAAGAAAAUCUAAGAGACCUGCUAUCAGAAGUAGCUACAGGCAGUCUACAGGAUGGCCAGUCACCAGGGGUUUAUCUGUGUGAGGACCCAAUAUGUGGCAUGCAGCUGCAGAACCAGAGCGAAUUGCGGGCUCCCACAGCAGAGAAAGCAGCCUUCUUUCUGGAUGCAGCCAUUGCCUCACGAAGGAGCAGUCAACGAGACUGCGAUGAAGAUGACCAUAGAAACUCACACAUGUUGUUUACUUUGCAUAUCUAUCAGUAUCGCAUGGAAAAGAGUGGAAAAGGAGGCAUGUCAGGAGGUCGCAGCCGAUUACAUCUUAUUGAUUUGGGGAGCUGUGUCAAAGUGCUGAGCAAAAGCAGAGAUGGAAGCACUGGGCAAUGUCUCUCACUGUCAGCUCUUGGCAAUGUAAUCCUAGCAUUGGUCAAUGGCAGCAAGCACAUCCCUUACAAAGAGAGCAAGCUCACAAUGUUGCUCAGGGAGUCUCUGGGUAAUAUGAACUGCCGCACUACCAUGAUAGCUCACAUUUCAGCUGCUGCGGGCAACUACACAGAGACACUGUCCACUAUCCAGAUUGCUUCCCGUGUUCUAAGAAUGAAGAAGAAGAAAACCAAGUACACAUCAAGUUCAUCUGGAGGCGAGAGCUCAUGUGAAGAAGGACGAAUGCGAAGGCCUACUCAGCUAAGACCAUUCCAUUCAAGAAAUGUGGUUGACCCUGAUUUUCCUCUUCUAAGUUUAUCUAGUGACCCAGAUUACUCAUCAAGCAGUGAACAAUCCUGUGAUACAGUUAUUUAUGUAGGUCCCAAUGGAACAGCUUUGUCAGAUAAAGAGCUGACUGAUAAUGAAGGACCUCCUGACUUUGUUCCAAUAGUUCCAGUUCUGCAGAAGACAAAAAAUGAAGUAAAAUGUGAGGAAAUAAGUGAAUCAGUUCCGAACAAACCAGAGAGAGAUUGCUUAAAAUGUAAUACUUUUGCGGAGCUGCAGGAAAGAUUAGACUGCAUUGACGGAAGUGAGGAAACAAGCAGUUUUCCGUAUGAAGAAUUACCUGUUCCAUAUGCUGGAGAUCAGACUACCAAAGGAUCUGGAUUGACACAAGUAACUGAACCCAAGGACACAACAGAGACAAAAAAAGAGGAUAACAUUCCUGAAAAUCAGUCUUCUGACAAGGAUAGCAGGGAGUGUUUGGGUGGCACAGCACACAAAAUGCAAAAAAUUCACUCAGCUGCGGGACACAUAACUGAUAAUGCUACACCUUCUUCUCCCCGCAGUGUAACAGGUAGCUGUGGAGCUCAAAGUAGUAAUUCACAGCUAGGUCAGAAUAACAGUUUACAGGGCAGCAGAGAAAGUCUAAAUAGUCUUGGAUUCGUAGAAGGAAAACCAAGAGCAAUGGGAUCACCUAGACUGGGCAUUGCUAGUCUUUCUAAGACUUCAGAAUAUAAGCCACCAAGCUCUCCUUCUCAAAGGUGCAAAGUCUAUACACAAAAGGGAGUAAUACCUAGUACCAGCCCUUCCAUGAAUAUUAAAGACUCUGUAUCACACAUUGCAGAAACAUUGCCACAACCAGAAAUCCGCACUCCUCCAGUAGGAAUGAGCCCACAGGUCAUGAAAAGAUCCAUCUCUACGUCUGCAAGUUUCUCUGCAGAUGCAAUACUUCUAGAUCAACAGACAAACAAUUCUACAGCAUCCAAAAAAGAAGUUCUUAGCACUACAAUGGUCACAGUGCAGCAACCACUGGAGCUAAAUGGCGAGGAUGAGUUAGUAUUUACCUUAGUUGAAGAACUUACAAUAAGUGGAGUCCUUGACAAUGGACGUCCUACUAGCAUUAUCAGUUUUAAUAGUGACUGCUCUGUCCAGGCUUUGGCUUCUGGAUCCAGACCUGUAAGCAUUAUUAGUAGCAUAAGUGAAGACCUUGAGUCAUAUUCAAAUUCUGCUCCUGUUUCAGAAGUUAGUAUCACACAGUUUUUGCCCCUUCCUAAGACAACUUUAGAUGAAAAAUGUCAGGAAGGGUGUAGCAGACGUUCAUCAAUAAGUUCAUGGUUAAGUGAAAUGAGCACAGGCAGUGAUGGUGAACAAUCCUGUCACAGUUUUAUUGCCCAAGCGUGUUAUGGUCACGGUGAAGCUAUGGCUGAUCCUCCUAUUUCUGAAUUUACAACAGCACUUCAAAAUAUAAGUGUGAUGUGUACCAGCAACAGGCAGAAUUCAGUAACAGAAAAUACACAGGCACAACCAGAAUUGACAGAGGAUUGCAAAAUCAAUGUAUCACCGUUAAAGGGCUGCAAAAUAUCCACUUUAGGAAAAACUACAGUUACUAUAUCAAAAUCUUCAAGUUUAAGUGGCUGUGAAAGCUGCAUUCCAAUGAAAACAAACAUUACAGUAUAUCCUUGUAUUGCAGUGAGCCCCUUUAAAUCUCAGGAGUGUAAUGAAGGUCUUUCAGGAGUCAACCAUUCUAACAAAACCCCCCAGCACCAAGAAAAUAGUGAUGCUAACUGUAAAGUAGAGCCUACAUAUGAUGAUCCAUGGUUAAAACGUGAAGAUGAUGUAAAAAGGGACAUCGCCAGUUCAAGCGAUGUUAUAAGUAGUACAACUGACCACGAACAAGACAGAAACCAGAAAAUGGUAGACAGAUUAAGUAGUAGCAGUGGGGAAGGGAGCAUUUCACCAGUGCCAGACAACAUAAAUAGAAUAGUGGAUGGGUGUGAAAUGGCGUUAAACACACAGAGCACAGUUCAUUUAAGUGAUAAUUAUGAAAGAGGAAGCCUUCCAAGGGUGUCAGAGAAGUCAGAAAAACUAGAAGCAGAAGAUAUCACCAGCAAUGAUGUUGAUAGUAGCACAGUUAGUUUUGUUACCAUGCAACAGUUCUCCAAAUCUACACUUGAAAGAAGAGUUGCAUCUCCAAAACAUUGCAUGCUCACUCGUCCCAAAGGAAUGCCACCAUUGCCUCCAGUAAGGAAAUCAAGUCUAGAUCAGAAAAACAGAGCUAGCCCACAGCACCAUGGUAGCAGCCCAUCAAAGCAUUCUUUGUCUUCCUUACCCAGUCUUCCCGAUGAACUUAGCAUGAAAUUGACAGGAUUGAGUACAGAUACUAAAAGCAACAGCAGCAGCAAAUUAUUCAGUGCCAAACUUGAACAAUUAGCCAGCAGAACCAAUUCAUUGGGAAGGUCCAAUGGGAGUCAUUAUGAAUGUCUGUCUUUAGAAAGGGCAGGAAGUCUUUCGUCAGUCAGUUCACGAAUGGUCUUUAGUAAAGACAGUACCCUACCAAGAUCUGGAAGAAGCCUAAAUCGAAGUACCAUGUCUUCCCCAAUAAACUCAUCACUUUCACAGUCAGCUGGUUCUUCUCCUAAAUCUAGCCCAUGUAAAAUAUCAGCCGUAAGCAAGCUUCUUCUUGCUAACCCCAAAGCUCGGAGCCUAUCAGCAUCUACUACCAAAACGCUAAGUUUCUCUACAAAAUCACUCCCACAGUCUGUUGGUCGAAGUUCAAGUUUGCCGCCAAAUGGUAAAAAUAUGUCUUGGUCUACACAAUCCCUUAGUCGGAGUAAAGGUUCUGGACUUGCUUCUAAGUUGCCACUGAGAGCAGUUAAUGGGAGGAUUUCAGAGUUGCUUCAGGGAACUGCUGGCAAUAGAGGUGUGCAUUCACAUGGGAAUACUGACUCAGAUGAGCGUGGCACUCUACAUGGAGAAGAUAAACCAGUUGUGCAUACUUUACCUUCCCCUUAUAGCAAAAUUACACCCCCUCGGAAGCCUCAUCGUUGCAGUAGUGGGCAUGGCAGUGACAACAGCAGUGUGUUAAGUGGAGAACUUCCUCCUGCCAUGGGAAAAACUGCAUUGUUUUACCACAGUGGUGGGAGUAGUGGCUAUGAAAGCAUGAUGAGGGACAGUGAAGCUACAGGAAGCGGAUCCUCUGCGCAAGACUCUAUGAGUGAAAACAGUAGUUCCCUAAGUGGAAGGUGCCGGAGUCUUAAAACAUCAAAGAAACGAUCAAAUGCAGGAUCACAAAGGCGGAGACUUGUACCAGCUUUAUCUCUUGAUGCUACCUCCCCUGUUCGGAAGCCAGCCAACAGCCCUGGAGUUCGCUGGGUUGAUGGCCCAAUGUGCAAUGGACAGAGAGGUCUUGGAGAACCAUUUGAGAUUAAGGUCUAUGAAAUAGAUGAUGUGGAAAGGCUCCAGCGACGCCGCAGUGAAGACUGCAAGGAGGUCUCCCGCAAUAAUUCGAAAAUAAAAAUCCUGGAGCAUCGUCAGCAGAGAAUUGCUGACAUCAGGGCCAAGUAUGAAUGGUUGUUGAAGGAACUAGAGAUCACCAAGCAGUUCCUCAUGCUGGACCCAAACAAAUGGCUCAGUGAAUUCGACUUGGAGCAAACCUAUGAAGUUGACUCCAUAGAGUAUUUGGAGGCCCUGGAAUGUGUAACGGAGCGAUUGGAGAAUCGAGUCAAUUUCUGUAAAGCACAUCUAAUGAUGAUCACUUGCUUUGAUAUCACCUCACGCCGUCGAUAAGGGCUGAACAAAAGGAAUUAAUGGAGGAACACAAUUUAAUAAUAAACUUCUUUACCCUUUAUAAACUUCUUUACCCUUCCAACAACACUCAAAGACAAUGGAUCUAGAACAAAAGUUGGAGCAAGUGAUGCUGGGAAGUGACAAUGAAUGUGAUGAAAGCAAAGAAUGUUUUCAUUGAGGAACAGCACAUUUCAAACUUUAUUUCUAUAGAAAAACAAGUCUGGUAUCAGUGCAAGACUGCAAGACUGACGAGAGCACUUUGAAAAACUUUUAAGGUUUAUUUUGUAAAUAAAGACUGAAGGCAAAAGUGAGAUAUUUCCUCCCAAUGAGCAGUGUGGGGGGAUUGUAGUGGGACUUGGAGCAGCGGCAGUACUGUAUGAAGAAGAGUAAUCCACGGUCAGACUGAUUAAGUGCCUUUCAAACCUUUAUUAUCCAAACGUUUAUGUUCAUAUUCCCCCUGUGUACAGAUGGUGCUAGUCACAGUAAAGAAGAAAAAUAAGAAAAAAAAAUCUUUCUUUUUUAUGUAUUUGAGGUUUGUUUUCUCGUGUAUAUCCCUAUUUCUGACUUGCUGUUUUGAGUAACUUGUGUUUGUUGCAAUGUUUCCUGAGGAGUACAGCAAAUAACUGUGUUAACUGUCUUUGUUAACAGUGUGUGGACACCCAAAGCAAAGGAUUAGGCACGUGGUCAGUAUCUGUUAAAGGCAUUUUGUGACAGCUGCUGAUGCCGUACAGCUUUGCAUGCAUGUCUAGGUAUACAGUAUUAAAUGUAACGUGGGCAGAGAUCCAUACAGUAUUAAAAAGAACAAAAAAAUGUA
Molecule: messenger RNA, 8072 nt
Organism: Xenopus tropicalis (tropical clawed frog)
Lineage: Eukaryota; Metazoa; Chordata; Amphibia; Anura; Pipidae
Gene: kif26b
Product: kinesin family member 26B
Exons: 15
Coding region: 965-7258 (2097 amino acids)
Biological process (GO): system development; animal gross anatomical part developmental process; microtubule-based movement
Cellular component (GO): cytoskeleton
Molecular function (GO): cytoskeletal motor activity; ATP binding; nucleotide binding
Source: RefSeq, a predicted model, not a curated record